AUGGCCACUACCACUGAACUCAUGAGCUCCGCUUAUUCUGCUCUCGAGGCGCAUGCGCAGCUUAUGAAAACUGUCGAAGCUGGGCACCAUCGUCGACGCGCGUUGAUUUCCAACCUUUCGCCCAGUGCCACUGCUGGGAUCUCGUUUCCUGACCUUCCAUCCCGCCCCAUUUCUCCCGAGUCUCCAAAUGCAGAGAGCAAGGAACAGGACGUACAUUACGAACGGCGUCAGAGGCAGCUACGACGAACAGAUUUACCACCAGAGAAGAUGGAAAAGGUGAAAAGGUAUCAUAAUUAUAUACCAGAAGAGGAGACAAUUCGAAACGAUUACUCGCAACAGUAUGUCGAUGGAGGUGACUGGCCGCAAAAUUGGGUGCUUGGAGCAGAGUUGGAGCACCGUUUCGAGGAAUACCCAAAGCAGCGUCGUCUGUUGGAAUUGAAACAACUCGCAGUCAAGUCUCAGGCGCAUCCUCCUGCACACCUCCCACUCUCAUCCUUGCAGUCGUUACACCCUUGCAAGUUCGACGUGAUCCUCAUUGACCCACCGUACUCGGACACAUCGAUCAAUCCGCCUUAUGGAGGUAUUGACUGGGGACAAAUUGCUGAACUCCCUGUACCGGCACUCUCAGCGGAUCCAAGCUUCGUAUUUCUCUGGGUUGGACACGGCAACUCGGAUGGUCUAGAAAGAGGAAGGGAGGUGCUUGCCAAAUGGGGGUUUCGACGGUGCGAGGACAUCGUGUGGGUUAAGACGAACAAGACAUCAAAUCGUGGACCAGGUACAGACCCACCUCCCAUUGGAGGUAUCAUGACUCGCACAACCGAGCACUGCCUGAUGGGUAUUCGAGGAACCGUCAGACGUUCAACCGAUGGGUGGUUCGUCCAUUGUAAUAUUGAUACGGACGUUAUCAUCUGGGAAGGGGACCCGACUGAUGGUUUGAGAAAGCCACCGGAGAUGUAUUCCUUGAUUGAAAACUUUUGUCUUGGGACUCGACGCCUGGAGAUUUUUGGGCGGGCAUCUUCACUUCGUCCUGGAUGGGUCACGGUCGGUGACAUAGAUGAUGCCGCCUAUGAAUUAGAAAAGGUUGACGGAAGGCCGUGGGAUAGAGAGUGGUACGAUCAGGACGUCCGUCGGCAGGUCGAACUGGGAAAUGGCAAGCCAGUGGUCGUAACAACUCCAGAGAUUGAGCAAUUGCGACCAAAGUCACCCAACCGACCAGACAGGACAAAUCAAGCAUCUGGUUCCUCGACUCCGUCUCAAGGCCGCAUGAAUAACUCUGCACCACAGAUGCAGAACAUGGUACCGAAUCAGCAAAUGCAGAUGAUGCACGGUGGGAUGCACCAUAUGCAGGCAGGGCCAGGACCGGUGGGCAUCCCCGGCUUCAGCUCACCGGGCAUGGUGCCCAUGAUGGGAGCCAACUUCAACCCAGGAUUUCCGCAGGGAGAAGGGAUGAUGAUGCAACCCAACAUGCAACCGAUGAUGGGAAUGGGCAACUCGCCAAUGGGGGGAAUGCGACCGUCUCUACCAGCGAAUCCUAUGCAGGCCCAGCCUAUGAUGGGUGCACCUAUGAAUCCUAUGGGGAUGACAGCGCCUAUUAUUCUUCCUCAAAACGCACCCAUACGCUUUGGGGGUGGCCCUAUGCAGAAUCUCCAGAUACCAAAUGCGAUGGGAGGAGGGAUGAUGAUGCCAAACAUGAUGGGUCCUAUGCAGGGUAUGCAGCCUGGGGGUAUGGGGAUGAAUAUGCAAGGCGGGGCCAUGCUUCUUCCUUCUGGUCCAAUGAGUGGGAUGCAAAUGGGCAUGCAGCCACCUCAAAUGAACCCAAUGGUUCCUGGGAUGAAUGGUAUGCAGUUUAUGAACAAUAAUCGGAACUGGCAGCCCAACAACCCACAAGGCGGGAACUGGAAUCCAAACCAGAACUAUUAG
Molecule: messenger RNA, 1920 nt
Organism: Serendipita indica DSM 11827
Lineage: Eukaryota; Fungi; Basidiomycota; Agaricomycetes; Sebacinales; Serendipitaceae
Source: the annotation of a GenBank genome assembly